AUGGGUCGUUCGUCGAGCGCGUCGUGCGCGAUCAGACGCGCGAUGGGCGCUUUGAACUCACAAAGAUCCUUCUCGCUCGAAGAGCGCAAGAGAGCGCUAUCGGCGGUGCGAAGACCGGAGGAAGAGGAUGAAGCGGCGGAGGCGACGAAGAACGUGCGCGUCGACCGGGCGCUCGCGGCGUUGAAGUUUGAGCUCGACAGGGGUUGCGUGAACACGCGAGGCAAGACGAGACUGUUCAGUGAUUUCGCAAAGGCUGAGCUCUCGACGAUUGGGGAAGAGCUCAAGGCGAGCGCGAGACGAACGAUGUGGAACGAGCGGUGUAGGUCGGCGUUCGAGAGGUACGAUGAGCUCAAUCCCAUCGAUCGUGAGUACGUCAUCAACGCCGCUCGAGAGGUGUUGGAGAUGUCAGACGCUGAGGAGAAGUCGCCGACUGGCAAACAGAGCCUCAUUGAAGGGGACGCGUGGAACAACGCGUUGCAACAGGGACAGGUUAGACGGUUAGAAGUGGAGGCGGUGAUGCGGAACGGCUCGUCAGAGCAGCAGGGGAGCGGUGCGUGGUUUCAAAUCCGCGCUUCUCGUCUCACAGCGAGCGCGUUUGGCAACGCCAUCGGCUUCUGGGCUGGUGGCAGAAACGAGCUGUGGGAAGAAAAGCUCGGCUUGCGCGAAGGUUUCUCUGGUAACGAAGCCACGGAGUGGGGAUCUUCCAAGGAAGACGAGGCCGUGCGCGUGUACGAAUCACUCACGCGUAAGAAGGCGUCGCAUUUGUUGUUUCAAUUACUUUCCAACGACGACGCGGAACUGUGGAUUGGAGCUUCUCCAGACGGGCUCAUCGGAACAACAGCCGCAGAUAUCGACGGUGAAGCCGGGGGUGUUCUUGAGAUCAAGUGUCCUUUCAACAGAGGUUCGCCACAAACCGCGAAGCCGUACGACAAGGUGCCGUGGUAUUACAUUCCGCAAGUACAGGGGUUGAUGGCGAUAUUCAAUCGACCGUGGUGUGAUUUAGUGUCCUAUACCGUGAAUGGUGGCGUCGCGAUAUACCGAGUGGAAAGGGAUCACGAGUAUUGGGCACUUUUAUAUUCGUGUCUGAGUGAUUUCUGGUGGCAAAACGUCAUCCCAGCGAAGCAUGCAUUGGCAUCUGGCAAAGACCACGAGAAAUAUAGACCAUCAAGCGAAAGCGAUUUAUGCGCUGAACUGAAGAACCGGAGCAAACAAAUCUCCAGUAAGAGCCAGACAACCUGGAUCCCGCCCGAAAAAGUUGCGCAGCUUCGUGAUAUGUGA
Molecule: messenger RNA, 1278 nt
Organism: Ostreococcus tauri
Lineage: Eukaryota; Viridiplantae; Chlorophyta; Mamiellophyceae; Mamiellales; Bathycoccaceae
Product: Restriction endonuclease type II-like
Exons: 1
Coding region: 1-1278 (425 amino acids)
Source: RefSeq, a predicted model, not a curated record